AUGAAAGCACUGGUAAAAAAUAAAGAUUGGUUUUAUUCUUCAAUAACAACAACAACAUCAACAAGAAAUAUACAAAGUUCUCAAUGGCGUUCUUCAUGUCCCGUAUUUUUUAGUAGUAGUGGAUUAUCAUUGAAUAAAAAUAGAAAAUCCUAUUUUCCUCCUACACCAGAAAUAAACCAUAAUGAUGAAAUUGUUCUAUUCACAAAUGAACAACAACAGCAACAAUCAAUGACAAUGUCAAAUAUAAAAGAAAUAGAAAAACUAACAAAUGUAAUAAAUAUACGUGAAGAAGAAGAAUCAACGAUUGAUGACAGAAAAAAAAUGACUGUAUUUCAUCAACAGAAUAAUAAUGGAACAAAUAAUGACUUUAUACAUCGAAAAAAAUCAGCAGAUUUUAGUUUAGAUGAUGAUAAUAAUAAACUAAAUUUAUCAUUAGCAACAUAUGAUAAUGUAACAACUCCAAUGUCAAAUACGUACACUAUUAUUGAUAAAUCUCAAUAUAAUUUAAAUAAAUAUAAUCCAUUGUUAAAAUCGAAUGUUAAUAGUCCAAUGUCAGAUUCUAAUUUAUUACUUUCUUCAAAUCCGCAUCAUCACCAACGAACAAUACCAUUAACAAAUAUACUCUUCGAUAUGACAGAUACAAAAAUAGUAGAGAAUGAAAAAUUUAUAAAAGAUAUUAAUAACAACGGUAAUGAAUUGACAACAACAACAACAACGAAUAAUAUAACUAGUAAUGAUAUUGUAUUGAAUCAAAAACCGGAACGUUCAUCUCAAUCUAGUAUAAAACGUGUUCAAUCACAACUAACACAAGAAAUAAAACCAAAUGAUCAUACAACAAUGAAUAAUAGAGUCAUUUUAAAUGUUGGAGGUGUAAGACACGAAGUUUUAUGGCGAACACUCAAUCGUUUACCAAAUACACGUUUAGGUAGAUUAUCUAAAGCCGUAACACAUGAUGAGAUAAUGAAAUCAUGUGAUGAUUAUGAUUUAAAUGAUAAUGAAUAUUUUUUUGAUCGACAUCCACGAUCAUUUACAUCUGUUAUUAAUUUUUAUCGAACCGGUAAAUUACACUUAGUUGACGAUGUAUGUGUCAUAUCAUUUCAUGAUGAUUUACUUUAUUGGGAUAUUGAUGAAUAUUAUUUGGAAUUAUGUUGUCAAAAUAAAUAUCAUCAAAAAAAAGAACAUGUUUUAGAAGAAAUGAAAAAAGAAUUAGAACUAUUAAAAGUUAAAGAUGAAGAUAAUAUUGGAAAAUAUAAAUUUUGUCCUAGUAUAAGAAAAAACAUUUGGGAUCUAAUGGAAAAUCCACAUACAUCAACGGCAGCACGAAUAAUUACCUUUGUCAGUAUCGCUUUUAUUGUUUUAUCUUCGUUCACCUUGACCGUUAGUACAAUUGAAGGUAUUGGAUGUGCAGCCAAUAUUUCAUCAACGCUGGAAGAUGCACAAGAUGUUGCGUCGGCCGAUGCAGUAUCAGCAGCUGCUGCGGCUGCGGCAGCCGCCGCUGCUAAAGAACAGCACAAUCAAGAUGAACCCUGUCGUGAACCAUUAUUUUUAUUUGUUAUCGAAACGUUGUGUAUAGCAUGGUUUACAAUGGAAUAUAUUCUACGUGUAUUUGCUGCACCAGAUAAAUGUAAAUUUUUUAAAGGAGUAUUAAAUACAAUAGAUUUAAUUGCCAUCGUACCAUUUUAUAUUUCGAUAAUACUCGAAAGCCUUGAUACAGGCAAUUUAAAAAAUUUAAAAAGUGUUCGAAAAGUUGUUCAAGUAUUUCGUGUAUUACGUAUUAUGCGUAUAUUAAAAUUAGCUCGACAUUCCACUGGAUUACAAUCAUUAGGCUAUACACUAAGACGAUCGUAUAAAGAAUUAUCGAUGUUAUUAAUGUUUUUAGCCAUUUUCAUAUUGUUAUUUUCAAGUUUAGCAUACUUUGCUGAAAAAGAUGCGAAUGCAAUACAAUUUAGAUCUAUACCACAUGCUUUCUGGUGGGCAAUCAUUGCUUUACCAAUCCCAAUCAUUGUUAAUAAUUUUGCUGAAUAUUACAAAGAACAAUUGAGACGCGAAAAAGCGCUUAAACGUCAAGAAGCGAUUGAUCGUGCAAAAAAAGAUGGCUCCAUUGUAUCGAUACAAUCACAAUUUUCAGCUAUGAAUUUAACCGGUGGUGGAAGAGCAAAUGUACAAGCUAACGUUAUACCAACUGAUACAAACAAUCAAUAUGAAAAUCGCUCAAAAAGAACUGGUACAUUGAAAUUAACAUUACUCAGUCCAGAUGAUCUACUAGAUCCCGGAUGUUACGAAAAACAGCAAAAACAAACACCGAUGAUGGAUUCUCCAUUAUCCGCUAUAGUAACGUCAACACCAACCAUACUAGUGAGACAUUCCCCUCUAUCCACAACGGCACAACAAAGUGAUACGCGAUCAUCAUAUAAAAAUAAAGCAAAACGUUUGAGCGACACUGCAAAUAAACAAUCGAGUCAAUCGACAUUUAUUCCUGUAGAUGAUAAUACGAAUAGACCAGAAUAUGAUAAUAUCCAGCAACUUUAUUCUCGAGAUAAAACGACGACACAGAAUAGUGAUAUAUCGUCAUCAGAUGUGAAAACGAUUGAUUAUGUUCAAUCAGAUAAUAACGACGAAUCGUUAUUAAAAAUGAAAACAAAUGUAAACGAUGACAGAAUUCACUCGGUAAAUAAAUUACAAACGAAUCGACCAUCAUCAUCAUCGUUAUUAGCUCGUCGACGUCUAAUCUAUAAUUGUGGUGAUGAAAACGUUAUCAAUAAAAAAGAACUCGAUCAUCUUCUAUGUCAUCAACAGACCGAUGAACAACAAGAACAACUACAUCAACAGCAUCUUCAGCAAACUACUAUGGAAAAUGUAAAUAAUGAUAAAUUAUGA
This is a messenger RNA of Didymodactylos carnosus, 2877 nucleotides long. Lineage: Eukaryota; Metazoa; Rotifera; Eurotatoria; Philodinida; Philodinidae. The record is from the annotation of a GenBank genome assembly.